GCGGGAACGGGACACUCUCAGUGACUCCCGCCUCCGCGCUCCACGCACCCGUCGCAGCCCGCGUCUCCGUCCGUCCCACUCCGAAACUAGACUAUUCUGAAUGAAAAUGGGAGAAUGAAUGGCCAAUCAUGGAGUUCUCGGGGUCCCUGAGUGAGUGCUUCAAUGAAUAUGCAGUACCUGUGCCAAUACAAAUCUUCUUAUGGCAGCAAUCAUCCCCAUUCACCAGACCAAAGCUUGGCAAACAUCAUGAAGCCACUUGUACGAUUUGUCAAACCGCACCCGGACAUCAUGAAUUGAAAGAAGCUUGCAAGGUUUUAGAGAAAGUUUUGGUACAAAAUCUUCAUUUUAGGCUAGAUAAAAGUUUGACUGACGCCAUACGCUCAAUCACAAGAUGGAGACUCAUCCAGGCUUCUUUCCCGUAUAUAGUGCAUUGCACUGCAUCAACUUUGCACAACAGGAAAGAUAUGAAUCUCCAGAAUUUGGGAGCUGUAGAAACAAAAUUGUUGUACAUACUGCACUGGAUUAUUUUAGACGCUGCUACAGAGUGCGCAGAGGAAGAUUACGAAAAAGACAAUUUUCACUCUUCGCCUUACUAUUAUACUUUUUCUAUUCCUGCAUUGACGUUGUUCAUGUAUCUUUUUGCUCCGUUAUGCCACCAAAUCAAAGAGUCAGAUCUGCAAUCUUUCAGGCUAGAGAAUGGCUUAAAAAUCUGGCAAGCAUUAUGGAACUAUCGCCAUCCUGACGCACCUUGUUUCACGACCCGCUGCAAGCCCAGACCUCGAUCAUUGUGGGGUAAAAAUUUUCGUAGCAGCCAAACUCAGUGUGGAGAUGUAUUUUUAGGAAGAAAAGAAUCUCAAGAUGAAGCCCAUCCCGAAAGUCCGCAUAGUGCCUGUCCCAGUAUUUCUUUCUUUGACCAGCAGCAACCAGGAAGCGGCGUUCUUAAACAAGAUGAUGAGAGUAAUUGGGUAUCAUCUCCAAAAGAAACUGUAUUCCCGGAAACCAUUCCAGAAGAAAGUUCCAGCACUGAGGAGGAGCACAUGGUUAUAUUCAGGUUACCAUCACUGGCUGAAUCUGAUGAAAGAGAACCUGCUACCAUUUUUUCUGCUGAUGCAAGUAUUUUUCAAAUGCCGGUUAACCGCAAUGCUGUCCUACACAAACCAUCCUUAAGCAUCGAUCCAGGGACUCAGUCAGGCCUUUCUGACUCUCAUCAACAAUCUUCAAAGACACCAGUCCAAGGAAUGGGGUCCUCAACUGAUAAGGACUCUGUAGGUAGUUUGAAAGAUGGGCCUAACAAGAAAGGUUUUCCGGUUGACUCUACCCAUCCAGAUUUCUUCUCUGCGACUUUCAUGGAUGUGGCUGUACUUCGUUGUCUAUUUAUUUCACAGUGGUCAGAAGAAGGAAUAUUUUGGGCUUUGCAGUUUCUCUAUCACAGAUUACAGGAGCUUAGUGAGGAAAUGAUACACCAGACGCAACCAAGGAGACGAAGUAAUUCUUUACCAAUUCCCAAAAUAGAGAUAUCAUUGUAUCAGAGUCCAGAAACUAUGAAGAAAGAAUUGAAAGAUUUCAUAGAAGUGCCUGAACCUAAAGAUGCGUCAGUGCUGUUAGCAGAAUUGCCAUACACUGGUCGCAAGCACGGUGGUGACACACCUCUUAAACAUUUCCGCCGAGCGAGUGAAAAAGCUAAGCGAAAAAUGAAAAUAACUGAUUUUCGACUCUUCGUUGAAACUGCUCUGCUCUCCAAAUCUGAAAAAAAUUUGGAAAAACUUGGCAAAGAGGAUCAAACUGAAUCUUUCAAACAGGAUCUGCACCGGAGUUUUGAUGCUGAAGACAGUCACAUAAAAAAGCCAGCAUCUUCAUUAGCAAAACUUCUAGACCCCACAAAUGAUGCUUCUUCCAUGAUGCCAUCAACUAAUUUGGUAAAAGGGAAAAGUAUGCCAAGUUUAAGCUGUAUACUAGAUGAGUUACAAAAUGAAUCUGGGAUUGGUGAAAAUGUUAAAGAAUUGACAAUUGUUGCCAACCCUAUCAUAACGGUCACUGAGCAUACUCCAAUUCCAUCUCCAGACUUUUUUAAAAUGAAGGGUUCAAUGGACAGUCAGCUGGACGAGCCAUACAACCAUGGGAAGCAGGGUGAGCUGACUCAUGAAUCAAAGCACGGUAGUCUUACAAGAUCACAAACAGACUCCAACAUCACAUACUCUCCAGAAGACAUGGUGGAAGCACCUGGUUCCUCCUGUUACAUCACCAAAGAUGGCGAUAUUGAUCUCCAAGUGGUUCUCAAGGCGAUUCAUAGUGUUGCUUUACGUGAGAAUGUCAGCUGUACUAUACGAGUUUGUGAAAUGAUCCUAAAUCUGAUUGAGUUGCUCAUUGAAAUGGGUGCUUUGAAGCAGUGCUUGCGUGAUGAAAUUCUUACAGACAAAUCAGGAGAUAAUAAUACCAGUGAGAGUGAGGAGCCAAAAAAGUCUUCAAAAAAUCCUCAAAACAAGUUGAAUUCGCCGCAUUCUCUAAUGUUACACUCGGUUAUCAGGGUUAUCAGGUAUGGUGGGUGUCAGAACAGCUGUAAUGAUGGACAGAGGAGUCCUCCCCCAGAUUACAUUCGAUCUCAUGGCCAUUCUCUGCUGAGCAAAUUGCGCCGAACUAGUUCAAGGCAAUUCUCUAGGUUUAUGAAGCACAUGGUUCUGAAAGAACCGUUGCAUGAUGUCAUUGAAUUUUUCCACUCUUAUGUCAGCUUUUGCAGUGACUCAAACUCAUUAUUGUCACCUCUUCAUCAAAAACGAACAUGGUGUAAAUCUCCAGACAUGGCAACUCAGGGAAUUUAUGCCACCAAUUUUAAUGCCAAUGUGGGGAACGCUCGAAAUAAAGGCUUAGAAGGACAGAUAAUCGCCUGCGUCUUUAAAACUCUGGUCACUCGUCUGAUGAAAUCCUCAAAAGAAAUGAAGCUACCGGAACAUGUGGCCUUAUUCAGUGAUAUAAGAGCACUCAUCAUGUACAUUAAAGAAACUCAUGGUGGAACCUUCAAAAGAGUAGUUUUAAGUGCCCUUUUAGAUACAGCAGUACGUCCACGUCGGAAAGAACCUGCGGUACAAACAACUCGAGUUGUGAGGCAUAUUCCAUCGUCGGAGUUAAACGAACAGCAACCAAAUGCAGCACCUUGUUAUGUGAUGGAUGAAAAAGAAGCCAGGAAAAUACUUUUUAAGAAACGAAGUACCUCCUCAACUUGUGCUAGUUUACUGGAAACAGAAUUAAAUGAAGAAUCAGGAGGAAAGGUCCAGAGCCCUCUGGGUAAUUUUCGGAAAAAACAUCAUCACAUCUUGACUCCGAGGCAAAGUGAAAGGAAUUUAGGCGAUACGGAUUUUUCUUAUUCCAAACAAUCAAUGAGACUACACAAAGGAGGCCUUGUUAGUUGGUUUAGAAGGAAGUAUGGAAGGUCAGAAUCGAUGGAUAGUUAUGAGGGAAGUGAAUCUCCCGGCGAAAGUGCUCUUGCUCACCAAGCUGCCUCUUUACAUCAUUCUUACAGUAAAUCGUCUCAAAAAAGCGUAGCCAGUGUCGGUCACACCUUUCACAAAGCUAAAGUACGUAUGGAGCAUCAACUCAAUAAAUUUGGUUUUGGCAAAGGGAAGAAAAAAGAUGGAAGUGUUGAAGAAACACCAGGAAGUUAUCUAAGCAGAAGGAAUUCAACGGAGUAUGGAGACCAAUCUAGAGAAUCAGAAAUCGUGGUCCUGAAAGAAAGGCGACUUGUCCAGCAGGAACCCUUGUUACGAGGAGUUCAAAGGCUCUCGUUUCUACUUGAAACAUGUUUGCCUGGUUCAACACCUGAUCCGCAUUUAAUAGCAGCUGUUCUUGACCUGCCCAAUACAGCAGUUGUUGCACGGGCUGCCUUUCUUCUGGAGUGCUCCUAUUUUGUCCACUGUUGUAACAAAGGACAGUGGCCUCAGUGGAUGAAAUUUAACUUUCCGAUGUUUCGACCUUCCGGUCCGUUCAUCAACCGUGGGAGUACUGUUCCGAUUGGAGUGAGGAGAUCUCAAAAUUUGCAACGUGCCGCUGGAAAAAUGUUCUAUCUUUGGGGUGAGGCUAUAAGUGCAAAACUAGAAGAAAUGCUCCUAGAAGACAAACAACAUAUCACUGAAAUUGUCACCAUGCUUUGUGAUGAAAACAAACAGAAGCAACUUUUAAUCGAAGAUGAAGAAGAAGAUUUCUUAGAUGAAUCAACAGUCAAUCUGUACGGCUCAGACUGUCCCAUUGCUCUCAGACUUCUAGCUUGCACUUUGUUGUUGGAAAUCACAGCUUUUCUUCGUGAAACCUAUCAAAAUCUGCCCAAGCUUACCUGUGUUUGUAGUAAGGACCGACCGCCUCCGUGGGAUAAAAUUUUCUGUCGAGACCCAAACCGGCGGUGGAGCAUGGCGCUUUCGUCUAUGGGGCAGUCUCAAACUUCAGCUCAGAGCUUGCAGUCAAUUGUUGGAGAUAAUAAAGAAGCUGGGAUGCAAGCAGAAAGGAAAAUCAGUUUUGUUCUCCACGAGCCGGAAAACGAAUCAGAGGGUGACAACAAUCAUUGGACAGAUGACAAGAAAGGUCGAAGGCCUACAACCACCACAAGUCGACCUUACUUAUUACGAAGAGGCACAGCGGGUGCGCCAACAGGGUCAUUCAAAAGGAGGAGUCUCAAAUUGCGCAGGAACACCAAAGAAGGAAAAGAUAUGAUGGAAUGUGACUUCAAGCGAGCAGAUUCAAUUCAGUCAAAGCGUAAAGUAAGCUCCAUUUCAGAUCGCAGUGAUUUCUCUGAACAAGGAGUGGAAGCAAGUGGUGAAGAAUCACCAGGUGUUUUAAGUGAUGAGAUUCCUCCAGCUAGUCCCAGUGAUAGCAACGAUACAGACGAGACAUGCUCAAAUUUGCCUUGGAUGAAGAUUGUUGCUCAAAUAAUAAAUUCGUUCAAUUUUUUUUGCUCACAUCAAAAUUUCUGUCAUCCACUCUGCCACCGUCGUCAUAUGCGAGCCUGCACGAGACUUGUUAAAGCUGUCCGCAGGGUCUACGGAGAGGAUUUUGGGAUCCCAGAAAAAAUAAAAGAAGCUGUGGCAGAAGAAACAAAGAAAGAUGUCAAAGGACGUAAUCGUAAAGUUUCUGAACAAGCAAGUUCCCAGACCUCUCCAGUGAGACGAAAAGACAGCAUCUGCAAAAAAGACAGGAUCGAUAGAAAUAUGGACAACUCUCUUGGCAAAGGAUCGACAAAAGAUAUUGCAGACUCUACUAUUUUUCAUGAGAAACACAAACGCUCGGAGGAAAAAACUGAAGCAGAGGAAGAAAAGAGCAAAGAGCUCCCUAACAUUGUGAAGUACAUUAAAACUCAAGUCAAAGAUGCCUUCCACCUAGCCCUAGCUGUUAUGAUCAAAGGAGGAGUUGUUUUGGCCGAGGAUUUACUCAUUGAGGUGUUACCAGCUGCGUGGGAACUGUUGCUUGAGCCAAACCAAGAGGUAGCAGCCUGCGCAGCAACGUUCAUCAUUAUCGCCUCUAUUCGUGUCCCAAAUCCAGUUGCAGAACUCUUACAGCAAAAUCUGAACCAUCAGGAUCCAGCAGUAAGGAUCAGCUCACUCUUACGCUACCAGAUUCUUUGGAGUCAGCGAUAUCUAGCUGUGAAUCGUAUGGAAGAAGGGGCUCAUUUAACCUUGAGGGUACCGCCUCCCAGUAUUGAGUUCACACUUCCUUCUCCAAAAAUUGGAAUUGAGUCUCUACCUGUUGUUGACUCACCCUGGGAGCCCUUGGUCAAAAGCAAAGUUGAAGAUGUUACGAUUGGUCAAGAUAGUCAUCGGUCUUUGGUGACAGCCACAAAGACGCGAAAAAAGCAACAAACUGAUAUGAUCAAAUUGGCGCUAUUGCAAAGAGAAAACCAAGAACGCAACGAGAGAGAAACUUUCUUGAUUACGACAAUUCCUAUUCUCACCCAAGCUGCCAACGAACAGCGAUCUCAUCACAAUGCUGGUGAUGACCAUGAUGAAGGUGAAGAGGAUCCAAUGGAGACUCAAACUAGAAGUCAUCACACACAAGUUUCUCAUGCAUUUUUUCCGUCUAGUUUGUGCACUGCUGCCGUUUACAUCAUCGGGUUACUGGAUGAUGCUGCUGUUUCUCAAGAUGGAGUGGCAGUCUACGAAAUCACAUAUGAGGUGAUAUGGAACUGUCUUGUAGAUGACUGUGGUCUUUUUCUCCGCUAUAUCCUUGAGCGGCUCACCAGAGAAAGAUCUGAGCUAGAAGCAAUGUUUAAAAUUCUUCGACACUUGAUCCGUUUUGUGCCUAAACUACCUCAGCAAGCUGCCUUUUCUCUAUACAAUUACAUCAUUGGCUAUGUGAUGUACUAUGUUCGAUCUCCGCACGAAGAUGGACAGAAAAUGAUCGGUGCAGCGCUUUCUGUACUCUGGAUGGUUGUUCACAGUGUCCAGGGGAUAAUGUUCAAAGAUUUGAAACAAAUUUUGCGCAAAGAACAAUGUGAUGCAUCAAUUUUACUCACUGCAAAUGUACCAUCAACAAAAAAGAUUAUUGUCCAUGGAGCUCAUGAGCAAGAUGGCGGUGGCAUACCAUCUCAGUUCCCAGUCCAAGAAGACACGCAGUUCUGUCAGAUACUACGAGAGUCCCUAGAUUUCUUUGGAAUUGAAGAGGCACAACAUAAAGAAUAUUUUCUUGUUGAUUUAAAAUCUCAUCAAAUUCACAAUCCUGCAUCGUACGUGCGAGAUUUUUAUUUUUUCAAAAGAUCUCAAUAUCCGCAGCUAGAACUGGUACACAUGAAAACUGAUGAAGCAUUCAAUGCCCUCCAGCGACAAGAAUUGUACCGCAAAUUUGUUGAAAUCGGCAAGGUUCUCCUAACGUGGGCUAUUUUGAAGAAUGUUGACAUGGUUGUGCAAAGAGUAGUUUUUUUACACGAAGAACUUAUGAAACUCCCUUCUUUUCCUCGGAAAGCCUUAGAGACUGAUCUGGAUCUGUGCAAAGGCGGAGAAAUGGGGAAGGAGCUACUUGGCCUUGAUGUUUUACACAAAUUCAUGUGGGUUCGUCUCAUUGCUCGAAUGUUUGAAGCAAUGGCUGGAAAUUUUGCUUACUCGGGAGAUAUUCAUCUCUUCCUAAACGUUUUAAAUGGAGCUCUUGCUUUACAUAGCGAGGAUGCCAUUAUUCUCAGAUAUGUUUGUGCAACAUACAUCAAUGCUGCUCAUAAUUUCAAAAACAUCUUCUCAACCAAUGGAUACCUCCUGAUAAUUCCAGCUCUUUUGCAACUUUACUCAAGUCACCAGACGAAUAAACUCGUUACAAGGACUGUCGAAUACACCAUCAAACAGUUUUACCUGAUGAAUCGAAAACCAUUUAUUUUACAAAUGUUUGGUAGUGUUUCUGCCAUUCUUGAUAUUGAUGAGACUGCAGAGUUUGGAGAAUCUCACAAGGUCCAAUCAAGUUGCCUUUUUACCCUUUUGUUGAGUUUGGAAACACCCUCACCUGAUCCGUUGAACAUAGGUGAAUUAGUGAGAGAAGAGCAACCUCUCAAAGCAAUUGAUUUUUGCUAUCACGACGAAAGUGAGAUGGUCACUGUGCUUGAUUGUAUCUCUCUAUGUGUCAUGGUAGUUGCCUAUGCUGCUGACUCGCAACGAUCGCAUCAAAUGUUGAUUAUCUUGGAGGCAAUUCUCCCAUGUUACUUGCGGCAAAUCCAGUUACCAAGUUAUCGGAAAGAGGGGAAAACAGAACGUGAAAUCAUCAGUCAGCUUGCGGUUGCCAUUCAAACAUUAGUAAAUAAUUGUGAAGCCUUGUCAAAGAACUACAAUGGUCCGCAGCGCUCAAGUCCUGAGCACAAGGGAUCAAGCCAGCGCAAUUUUAGUCGAGGUCCUUAUUCGCCUGGUUUUGAAUAUGAUGAUGACUCACAUUCUAAAUAUUUAAAUGAAAGGAGCAGAACUAAACUAAUGAACUAUGAACGAGACAUUGAAGAUUAUGAGGUGCUACGGAAUGAAUUUCGAAGACCACGGGAUGUUUUACUUUCACUGGUUGCAGAUUUUGUGACUAAAUCGACUUCUCGUUUGACUGAGUUAAAUAAAAAAUAUCCACAAGAUGGCAAAACGGUUGAGCUUUUAGAUUUUCGAUCACACAUUCGAUUAGCUGACGUUGCUCAUAGUCUAUUGAAAGUUUCGCCUUAUGAUCCUGACACAAUGGGAUGCAAGGGACUACAGAGAUAUAUGACUCAGCUAUUACCAUCAACUGACUGGUCCGUGGAUCAAAUGAGACCCGCUCUCAUGUUAAUCCUUCGAAGACUGGACAAAACAUUUCUCAAAAUUUAUAAAAAAUAUUCGAUUCGAAGACACACUGAUUGGGAAGCAGCAAGUGGUCUCUUAAAAGGCCUGUAUGAAACAUUGUCCCGACAUCCUUACAUCGUUCAUCUUCAGCCAUUAAAAUCCAUUGUCAACACCUGUCAGGGACUUAUAGUUGGAGACUCAUUAUCAACUGGGGGUGGCGAAAAUUUGUCCUCUGCGUCGGCUGCUCUUAUGUCUCAAGCCCCUCCACCAUAUUUUUGCAAAAUAGUAGUCAGCCUAAUAGCUCUUCAAAUUCUAUGUGUUGGUAUUUUCAACCAUCUGACUCCGGAAAAUUAUACGCUGGAACAUGUUUGUGGAGGAAGUUCUGUGUUUCCCUCCCAAGAUAGGACAGAAAACAUGCUGAUGAACUUCUUAAUGCCUUUGUGCCUUCAUAUUGGUGUUGGUAGGAAAGAUGUCCAGGUACAAAGUAUGAGGCAAGCAGAUAUCAGUUUCACCUUGACUGUUGUUCUUCAUGCUUUAAUGCCACCGACGACAAAAACAUGCCCUGUCACUGCUCAGAAUAUCAAAACCGCCUCAGAGAUGCGGACUGGCUCCCUUACAUUCAUAGGUCGUGACUCAAAGCAAAAUGCUGUCGUACCAAAACAUUUAUAUGAAGUCUCAUUUCUUGCACUAAAAAUGAUGGUGGUCUGUUUUGAGCCGGAGCUUGUCAACGACUGGCCGCGUAUUGCCAAAACAAUUCGAGAUAUUUCAAAGUUACAACUUCCGUUGGAUGUGCGGGAAAUGUUUUGGAAAUUUAUUGAUUUCAUAGUCACCCAAAGAUGUCCUCUUUUCAUUUUACUUCUUCCAUUUAUUCACCAAAGAUUACUUCUCAAACCCUUCUCAGAGGAGGAAAGGCAUUUGUAUACCUCAAUUAAGGAGAAAUUAAUGGGGCAACUUCCCCCACCAAAAUGCAGAGCACUUCUUCUGACAGAACUUUUCAAAGAAAUGAAAGACCUAAAAGAAAAACUGGAGCUUCAGAAACAAACCUCAACUAUAAACAAAGAAAAAACCGUACAAAGCUCAACAAGUGAUAUGUUACUUCACCAACGACACCAUCGCCCAUCGUUGAUUGAUUUUUGGCCCGGGAGUGGCUCUCAUAUCGAUCAACAAACAUCACAUAGAGAAUCGCAAUCCAGUACACCUGAAAGCUUUGCUUUUUCCGAGAAGACAAAGUUCUCAGCUGGUGCUGAUGCACUGAGUCCGGAUGAUGAUAAUUCUAAUGAAGUUAAUGGGAGGACCAAGUCAAGGCUUCAUCGGUCCAAAGCGCAGAGUGGACGCACUUUUCGCUUACGGAAAAGCAGAAUAGAGAGUAAUCACUCUAGAGCAUCCAAAGAGCAAAAUAAAGAUAGUAAUUUAGACUAUAUGGAGGCAAGUCAGGAUGACCCAAAUGAUUCGUAUGAUCCUCAACAAGUGCGCUAUCAGUAUUCUAAUCAGCUUCAAAAUGGUGACUCCAAGAUGGAUUACAUUAAAACACCACCUGUCAAAAUACCCCAUUCUCAGUCAUCCCUCGUUCGAUGUGUUUCCAGGAAUGAGACCUCAUGGGAUGAAGAUAGUAUACUCUCACAAACUUCUAGUACCUCUGGUUAUCGGGAGAACUGCAGUCUUCUAAUGAUGGCUUUUGAAAGUCCACCAGAAUUCAAAACACACUUUCCUCACUCUGUGAGUUCAAGCACUGUUGUUCCUCCCUCUCCGGACAGUGCGUCACCACCUCUAUCCGUUAGCGGUAGCACAGUCCACUCUCUCAACAUAAUGAUGUGCGAUGCUCAGGAGGAAGAUACCCUAAUCUAAAACCUAACCUUCCUAAAACUAGGAAAAAUAUUUAUUGAAGCUACCUUCACAUGGAAAGAAAACUAAAUACGUAUGACGCAGUAUUACAGAAGAAAGAGAAUAAACUGUGAUGAAAAACUAACUUGAAUCUGGCCACAUGAGAGGACCCAAGAUGAUUUUUAGUGGCUUAUGUAUUGACAUUUUAUUUCAUGUUUCUGUGCAAGAUGUAUAUCAACAGUGUAAGUCAGCAAUCGCAUAACUCGUUUACGGUGUCUGAAAAUCUCCGCCUUUAUGUUAUUUUUUUUAAAGGAGAACAAAUCU
Bemisia tabaci is the source of this 10391-nucleotide messenger RNA. It is a transcript of the gene unc80, whose product is annotated as unc80, NALCN channel complex subunit. The record is from RefSeq and is a predicted model, not a curated record. Gene Ontology annotation, molecular function: monoatomic cation channel activity. Gene Ontology annotation, biological process: monoatomic cation homeostasis. Lineage: Eukaryota; Metazoa; Arthropoda; Insecta; Hemiptera; Aleyrodidae. Gene Ontology annotation, cellular component: axon; cation channel complex.